AUGCGGUCUUUACUGAAAUCCACAGUCGUCUUUCUCGCGUCAAGCACUCUCCUACACACGUGCGUCAAUUGCCAAGAGCUAGCGGAUCAAGUUUUUGCUGCCAUUGACGCCCGAAAUGAUGGUCUGAGAACCCUCAAUACGGAGAUUUGGGAGAAUCCGGAGAUAGGAUACCAAGAAGUCCACGCACAUCAGGUUCUCACCGACUUCCUCGAAGAGCAGGGGUUCAAAGUCACUCGCAGCGCCUACAACCUGAGCACCGCCUUUAGAGCCGAGUUCUCCAACGGUGAAGGACGUGCCGUGUCGUUUAACUCUGAAUUUGACGCUCUUCCAGGUUUGGGACACGCUUGUGGGCAUAACCUCAUCGCCACUGUCGGUGUUGCAGCGGCAAUCGGUGUGAAGGAUGCACUAGAGAACGGUAACGUGAAAGGUUCGGUGGUUCUUCUAGGUACUCCUGCCGAGGAAGGGGGUGGUGGUAAGGUGAAAAUGCUUGAGGCUGGCGCGUAUAACGGCCUUGAUUGCAGCUUGAUGGCUCAUCCAGGAAACUCCGACUAUGCUGCUUGGGGUAGAACUCUGGCUUCUUGGCGUGUUGCUGCACAUGCGGCCGCAGCCCCGUGGGCUGGUCAGAAUGCUCUGGACGGCUUCGUUGCUGCUUAUCAGAUGGCCGGGCUGUUCCGCCAGCAACUUCAACCUUCUGACAGAAUCCAUCAUGUUGUCACGAAGGGAUGGUCCGUGGCAAAUAUCAUUCCGGACUACAUUGAAAGUCAGUGGGGUGUGAGAGGAAACACCAGACCACGACGCGACGUUGUCCUCGACCAGGUGCAGUCUAUCCUGUACGCGUCCGGCAACGGGACGAACACUACUGUGGAGAUCACUCCAUUCCAAGACUACUGGGACCAGAACCCCAGUUUCCAACUUGCAAGCACUUUCUACCAACACCAGAUGAAGUACCUUGACCCGGCCAAUGACCCGAAGACGGCCAAUUUCACCGUAUCUUCACCUGAAGACUCACGUCGAGAUGGAGGGGCCUCCGCGUCCUCUGAUCAGGGCAACGUGUCUUGGUUCCUUCCGGCUAUUCAAGUUGGCUUCCCCGUUGGUGGAGGUGCUCCCGUACAUAACGCUGGCUUCCGAGAGCUCGCCGGAACGGACUUUGCCCACGAAUCAGCCAUCCAGACUGCCAAGAUUCUAGCACUGACCGGUCUCGAGGUGUUGCAGAACGAGACUUAUGCGGAGACCAUGUGGGAGGAGUGGAGAGCUAUGAUCGAAGAGGUGUCGGUCUCCGUGUAG
This is a messenger RNA of Colletotrichum aenigma, 1284 nucleotides long. It is a transcript of the gene PM20D2, whose product is annotated as Peptidase M20 domain-containing protein 2. Lineage: Eukaryota; Fungi; Ascomycota; Sordariomycetes; Glomerellales; Glomerellaceae. The transcript is spliced from 7 exons. Bases 1 to 1284 code for a protein of 427 amino acids. The record is from RefSeq and is a predicted model, not a curated record. Gene Ontology annotation, molecular function: dipeptidase activity.